Molecule: messenger RNA, 624 nt
Organism: Aegilops tauschii subsp. strangulata
Lineage: Eukaryota; Viridiplantae; Streptophyta; Magnoliopsida; Poales; Poaceae
Source: RefSeq, a predicted model, not a curated record
AUGGAGGACAAGGCCGCGGCAGAAGCGGAGAAGAAGGAGCUCACCCAGUGGGCGGAGGCCGCCGGGGAGGCCAGCAGCACCGGCACCGGGGCUCCUCUCAUCGAAGACGUGGUCGGUGAGUCGUCGUCGGAGGAGGCCGUGGUCGUCGACCCUCCAGCCACGGGCAGAGGACGGGUUCUACGGCGGGCCACCUCCGGCGAGCCGGUCCGGCCCGGCAGGGCCGCGCAGCCGCGGCAGGCCCAGGAGAUCUCCGCACGCCAGACGAGGGCCGCAGCGGCGAAGAAAGUGGUGAAGGCCGCGGUGGCGAAGGAGAAGGACAUCGACACCAUCAUCGAAGAUGUCGCCAAGGCCGCCGAGGUGGAGGCCGAGGAGAUCGCCGCCAAGGAGGCUGCCAAGGGCGCUGCCGAUGACGCCGCCAAGGAGACUGCCGGGGAGCCCGGCAAGGGGCCUGCCGGGGAGGCCGGCAAGUCCACUGCCGAGGAAGAGCUGGAGGGUCUCGAGAAAAUGCUGUGGGAGGCCAAGGCCCGGGAGGGGACCCUGACCAAGAACCUGGAGACCGAGAAGCAGUUGCGGAAGAACAAGGCCCUCAACUUCAAGGAGCACAUGGAGGGCGAGAACCGCUAG